Messenger RNA from Neltuma alba, 1425 nucleotides. Its product is annotated as transcription factor bHLH123. The record is from RefSeq and is a predicted model, not a curated record. Gene Ontology annotation, biological process: regulation of transcription by RNA polymerase II. Gene Ontology annotation, molecular function: RNA polymerase II cis-regulatory region sequence-specific DNA binding; protein dimerization activity; DNA-binding transcription factor activity, RNA polymerase II-specific. Lineage: Eukaryota; Viridiplantae; Streptophyta; Magnoliopsida; Fabales; Fabaceae. Bases 178 to 1197 code for a protein of 339 amino acids. Gene Ontology annotation, cellular component: nucleus. The transcript is spliced from 8 exons.
CACUUGGAACAAUAUGGAUCAUCAUCAUGACCUCAAGCCUGGCUCUUCCAUCUCUGAUUCUCCCAUGAUCAUGGGCUUAGGCCUCUCCUCAAACCCCAUGGAUUGGAACAAUCAACCCUCCAUAAUAAUCUCCUAAGAGCAGAGAAUAAGGGGGUCUCCGAUGGCCGAUUCAGACCCAUGCUUCAAGAGAAUCUGGGUUCUCAAGAAAGUGGGAUGGGUUUAUCUCAUCAUCAACAAGUUGAGUGGAGAGAGAAACUAUUGUUUUCAACAGAUUCAUCUUCAACUACGACUGAGCAGUACAGUACUACUUCCGGGGAUAGCAUAGUGACGACCAGCCAAGGCUUAGCUUGUAGUUUCCACAUGGAUUCUAAUUCUUAUUCUGCUGCAAAUCCUUCAAUAUUACAGGGAAUAUUAGCUCCUGAAGCUUCUUCUUCUUCUUCCUCCUUCGACAAUAACCAUAAUCGUGCCUGCUUCAAUAACUUUCCCUAUGGAUCUAACAAUAAUGAUCAGCUAAUGGCUUCUAAUUGGCCUAAGGUUUCUCAGUUUCUUAGGGCUUCGCCGCCGAAACAAACCCAACAUCACGGUGGUGGUUGUGGUGGUAAUAGCCAGUUGCAGUUUACGAACAACACAACCUUCUGGAACGCUUCUGAAGCUCCUCCUCAUCAUCAUCAUCAAGCCGCCAUUAAAGAACCUCGAGCUUCCUUCUUCCCUUCCCUGCAGCCUCCUUUUCACUCGCCGAAUUUUGAUGCACAAUCAAAGAAUAUUUGUGGAGGAAGAGAAACGAAUAGUGUGGGGAAGAAAAGUGGUGGAGAAGCAGCACCAAAAAGGGCGAGAAACGAAACCUCAUCGACUUUGCCACCUUUUAAGGUGAGAAAAGAGAAGAUGGGGGACCGGAUUACUGCUCUUCAGCAGUUGGUUUCGCCUUUUGGGAAGACUGAUACAGCCUCAGUGCUGUCUGAAGCCAUCGAGUACAUCAAAUUCCUCCAUGAACAAGUCUCUGUUUUAAGCACCCCAUAUAUGAAAAGUGGAGCUCCGCAGCACCAACAGAGUUCUGGGAAAUGUAAGGACGGGGAAGCCCUAAAACAAGACCUGAGAAGCCGAGGGCUGUGUUUGGUGCCGGUUUCAAGCACUUUUCCAGUAACUCAUGAAACCACUGUUGAUUUUUGGAUGCCAACUUUUGGAGCCACUUUCAGAUAGUUAAUUCCUACGAAAUUUUUAUUACCUAAUUGAUAGAUUGAAUCAUCUACGAUUCUAGAAAGAAUCUUAUCAUCAGGUCAGAUUGGAAAUGAUGAAAUGAUAGCGAGGAGGAACACUAAAGAAGGACACAGAGGCCACACAAAUUUGUCAAGUUGUUGAUUGUGCUCAUGGAAGAGAAGAACGGAAGGGAAAGGAGAGGAAAGGAAAAGAAAAGAAAGAAAGGAAAGG